CUUUGCAAGAUGGAGUCUUUUUACAAAGGACACCAUAACGUGGUUUAUUUCAAGGAGGACCCAGAGUUGACAGAUAUAGUGUUUAUUGUGGAGGAUAAGAAGAUUCACUUGACCAAGUCAAUCCUGAUACGAGCUUCUCCAGUUUUCCGUGCCAUGUUCACGUCUGACUUCAAAGAGAAAAACGAAAGUACAGUUAAAUUCCCGGGAAAGAAAUAUGAAGAUUUUGUGUUGUUUCUCAGAUGUUUUUAUCCUGGGGAGCAUAUUAAACUAAAUGAUAGAGGUCUUGAACAAGUUCUUCCUUUAGCCAGGGAGUACGGAAUGGACUCUUUGUUGACAUCUGGCCAGAAGUGGAUGCUUGAAGAAGUAAAAACCCGUAUGAAGGAUGUUUCAUUCAUCAUGAAGUGCUUUUAUCUAGCAGCAGAAUAUGAAUUUAAAGAACUAUACUCAAAAAUGCUAUAUCGCUUGGAAGAUAUAAAUGUCAGUAUGUAUGCAAAUGAUAAAUAUUUCAGUAUGCUAUCACCAAGAAACAAAGUUGAACUUCUUGAAAAGUGUUGUCUAAUCGUAGAAAAAGAAAAUAAGGUUAUAGAGGAAAAACACGAGGAACUCGUCAGACAAGUGACGUCUUCACAAGGUCCUUAUGAAAAAGAACAAAAGAGAAUCGAGGAUCUCGAAAGAACAUACAAAAUGGUAACCUGCAAAUUUUGUGGUUUUCGAGUGGAUAAGGUCCUUCAGGCCCACGGCUCAAGUAAACCUUUCUAACCAAAUGA
Saccostrea cuccullata (small rock oyster) is the source of this 767-nucleotide messenger RNA. RefSeq lists its product as uncharacterized. The record is from RefSeq and is a predicted model, not a curated record. NCBI's taxonomy places the organism in Eukaryota, Metazoa, Mollusca, Bivalvia, Ostreida, Ostreidae. Gene Ontology annotation, molecular function: protein binding. The transcript has 2 exons. The coding region runs from base 10 to 759 and encodes 249 amino acids.